This is a messenger RNA of Dreissena polymorpha, 705 nucleotides long. RefSeq names its product G-protein coupled receptor dmsr-1-like. NCBI's taxonomy places the organism in Eukaryota, Metazoa, Mollusca, Bivalvia, Myida, Dreissenidae. The record is from RefSeq and is a predicted model, not a curated record. Bases 1 to 705 code for a protein of 234 amino acids. Gene Ontology annotation, cellular component: membrane. Gene Ontology annotation, molecular function: G protein-coupled peptide receptor activity. The transcript has a single exon.
AUGGCAGUGUGGUUCACAGUCUCGCUAGCCAUGUUCCAAUACAUGAUCAUGUGUCAUAACGUGACCGGACACCGCAUGUGUUGUCUGCAUCGUGCCAUACUUACCAUCACAAUCAUCGCGAUAGCUACCAUCAUUGUGUGUAUACCAAACUACUUAGCCUCACGUGUUGUGAAACUCACAGACUUUGGUUUCAACUCAAGCGGCUACUAUGUUUACAACUCCGAUCUGGUGUUAAAACACAGUUUCUACAUCGUGUUUAUUUUCUGGUUCUACGGAGUCUUUAUGAAGCUUGUACCUUGCGUUAUGCUGUCAUUUCUUAGCGCAAUGGUCAUACUGGCGAUGUACAAGGCGAGCAAGCAAAGACUCCGUCUACUGGAGCAGACGCGGUCACCAGACCGCGACGUCAACCACCUGUACAACAGAACCUCCUGGAUGCUGGUCUUCGUCGUUCUGUUCACUGUGAUAACAGAGAUGCCAAAUGGCAUUUUAGCUAUGUUGAGAGGACUGAACGACAUUGUCUACCAGGAAGUCUACGACAAUCUCGGUGUGGUCAUGGAUCUUAUUAUGUUGCUUAAUUCUGUGGUUAAUUUCGUGAUUUACUGUAGCAUGAGUCAGCAGUUUCGAGACACCUUUAAAAAUAUAUUUGCUGUAAAAGCUAGAUGCGGCAAAGUGUACACAGUACGGAAGAGUGACCGGACAUCAUAA